AUGCCAGUUACACCGUUUGUCUUCCCGGGGAAUCCGAUGUUCCCUGAAGACGAGCUCGGGAAGGAGGGGGGGUUCAACCAACUGGAACAGUCUUACGAGGAUGACGACUCAGAUGAUAUGAGCGUGAGUAUCCAAGUCCGCGCUGUGUCUUGGACUAAGGUUCCAUCUGUUACCAACGUGCUGGACUUGAAUUAUGUUCCUGGCCAAUUUCAACACUCCGAUUUCGGUUCGAGUCAUGGCCAACUAGUGUGGUUUAAUGAGGUCGUCUCGGCGUUCACGAAGCUUGGCUUCCCACCUGGCGGGCCAGCGUUAUCGAGAGCUCGAUUUGUGGCUAUCCUUGAGAAGCUGUGCGCCGAUACCAACAGCGCCAGAGUUGUUCGUUACGAUCUGUUCAAGGCGGAGGUCCGUCCCCUGCUGCCGUUCUCGGAGGCUGAGAUAGUAAAGUACCGAGAGGCUUCCGAGGACUGUGAGCAUGAGCACACUGGUCGUGUUAGCCUCGCUGAGCUCAGGCUUGCACUGAAAGAUAUCAUAGCAUCAUUCGCCGAUGUCACUGAGAAUGAGCAUGAGUGCACAGAAGGAGCGGACCGGGAUGACUUCUCGAGAGAGGCUGGACUGUUCAUGUGUGGUGACACUGAUGGUGACAGGUCUUUGGUGAUGGGCUAG
Molecule: messenger RNA, 663 nt
Organism: Perkinsus marinus ATCC 50983
Lineage: Eukaryota; Perkinsozoa; Perkinsida; Perkinsidae
Exons: 6
Coding region: 1-663 (220 amino acids)
Source: RefSeq, a predicted model, not a curated record